This is a messenger RNA of Gopherus flavomarginatus (Mexican gopher tortoise), 755 nucleotides long. It is a transcript of the gene CTNNBIP1, whose product is annotated as catenin beta interacting protein 1. Gene Ontology annotation, cellular component: nucleus; cytosol; beta-catenin destruction complex. Gene Ontology annotation, biological process: negative regulation of Wnt signaling pathway. Lineage: Eukaryota; Metazoa; Chordata; Testudines; Testudinidae. Gene Ontology annotation, molecular function: beta-catenin binding. The transcript is spliced from 5 exons. Bases 283 to 528 code for a protein of 81 amino acids. The record is from RefSeq and is a predicted model, not a curated record.
GCCGCCCAGGCGCCUCCCUCCCUGGGCCGCCGCGGUGAGUCACGACGGAGGAGGCGGCCGCUCUCUCUCGCCUUCUCUCUGCCGCGGCUCCGGAUCAGGCCCCCGCUCCUGCUGUCGCCGCCGCCGCCCGUUCGCCUGCCCCGGGCCGGUCUGGCCCCGCACCCAGGGCACUUUCGUUCCCCUUUUUUUCCAUUUGUGAUCAUUAAUCAGGACUGAGCACUUGGGUUAUCUGAUCUUGUUGUUUUUUUAAAAAAGCAGGUAAGUUGAACUGGGAGGAGGGGAAUGAACCGUGAAGGCGUCCCCGGGAAGAGUCCGGAGGAGAUGUACAUCCAGCAGAAAGUGAGAGUUCUGCUCAUGCUUAGGAAGAUGGGAUCAAAUUUGACUGCCAGUGAAGAGGAAUUCUUGCGGACGUAUGCAGGUGUAGUGAAUAGUCAACUUAGCCAGCUUCCUCAGCACUCUAUUGAUCAGGGUGCUGAGGACGUGGUGAUGGCAUUUUCCAGAUCAGAGACGGAAGACAGAAGGCAGUAAUUAAAGGGUGUCUGAGCAACACAGAGCUGGAGAGGGCAAGGAGAUUCCUGAAGAUAGAGGAUGGCAGAGCAUUAACAAGUUCCUUUGCCCACCCCUAAUUUUCCAUGGCAGCCCUUGCCCUUUUCCUUUUAAUUUUGCUUCCCUUUGCCAACUCUCUGAACACAUCUGACAGCCAUCUGUUCCUAUACACUGUUCCUACUCAUCUGGGCUGUGUUAUCAAGGACGAA